Molecule: messenger RNA, 1560 nt
Organism: Carcharodon carcharias (great white shark)
Lineage: Eukaryota; Metazoa; Chordata; Chondrichthyes; Lamniformes; Lamnidae
Product: zeta-sarcoglycan-like
Exons: 11
Coding region: 1-1560 (519 amino acids)
Biological process (GO): heart contraction; cardiac muscle tissue development
Cellular component (GO): sarcoglycan complex; sarcolemma
Source: RefSeq, a predicted model, not a curated record
AUGACAAGGGAACAGUAUAUCUUGGCUACACAACAUAACAACCUUCAGAGACCUGAAAAUCAACAAGUUUAUCAAGUAGGAAUUUAUGGGUGGCGGAAGCGAUGGCUAUACUUUUUUGUGCUCCUCCUAAUGGUGACAAUGAUUGUCAACCUUGCAUUGACAAUAUGGAUACUGAAAGUAAUGAAAUUCUCGGUGGAUGGAAUGGGAAAUCUGAAAAUCACAAACGAAGGAGUACGGCUGGAAGGCAAAUCCGAGUUCCUUCUUCCCUUAUAUGUCAAAGAAGUUCACUCACGAAAGGACAGCCCACUGAUGUUGCAGUCUGACAGAAAUGUAACCGUGAAUGCUCGCAAUAACCUCGGACAGAUUACUGGGCAACUGACAGUUGGUUCUAAUGCUGUGGAGGCCCAGUGCCGAAGGUUUGAAGUAAAAGCACAGGAUGGCAAGAAGAUACUGUUUUCUGCAGAUGAAAAUGAAAUUGCCAUUGGCGUUGAAAAACUGCGUGUAACAGGUCCAGAAGGUGCAGUGUUUGAACAAUCAGUGGAAACACCUCACAUCAGAGCUGAGUCAUCACAAGAACUCAAGCUGGAAUCUCCAACUCGGACUCUGACAAUGGAAGCCCCAAAGGGAGUGCAUAUUACUGCAGUUGAAGGGGACCUCAAGGCAACCUGUCGAAGGGAACUACAACUUCAAUCUACAGAUGGGGAAAUUUUUUUAAAUGCAAAGACAAUCCGAUUGGGAAAUAUCCCCCAGGUCUCCGCCUCUUCAUCCUCAGCCAGUUCUUCAAACCUACGUCAGACUGUCUACGAAGUAUGCGUGUGUCCCAAUGGCAAACUCUUUCUAUCUCCAGCAGCGGCAGGUUCCACCUGUCAGUCGAACAGCAACACCUAUAAAGCAAAUUUGGCCACAGUUUGCAUCCAACAAAAGCAGCUGCCUUCAGAGAAAGAUGGCAUUGGGAAUCAGCAGGCAUGUAGCCAACUGGUUGAGAGAGACAAGAAGGAGUGCAGAAUGCAGGCUGCAGCCAAUGCUGCCAUCUUCAUGGCUUGGAUAUGGCUGAGGAGGGGAAGAAGGGCCCGUCGCCAUCUAGCAGGGCUCAGGGAAGAGCCUCACCCUGAGGAACAUGGGCCAGUGGGGCCCCAUCAUGAAUAUCCCGAUGCUGAAGAAGAGAGGCCAAUUCCAUGCAGUUCUUUCCAGGGCUCCACUGGAGACCUCUAUGAAGUAUCACAGUUCCUGACUCAUAAAUGCAUAAGGGAGGGCACCAAUGCCUUUUUCAAUAAGAUGCACAAUUACAUCCAGUUCUCCAUGGAUGAAGCCAGCCCAGCUGCCAGAGCAGUCAGAUUUGCAGCAAUCCCCAGCUUCUCACAACAUUGUGCCAACGUUUCACCUGCAAUGGCAGCCUUCAAGAGGCAGAAACAUCACUGCAGACAUCAUGGCAGUAUGCCUAGAGCAUUGCAGGGCACUUCAAGGAAGAAAAUUAGCAGUCACUACAUCUUGCUUGACCAUCUGAGGACAGAUCUAAAUCCAGACAGCAGCAUCUCUCCAAAUGCCAUCUCUUAUGCAUAA